CUAUAAGGACAAAUAUGUCUGGAAGACUGUGGUCCAAGGCCAUUUUUGCCGGUUAUAAACGGGGUCUCUGGAACCAGAGGGAGCACACAGCUCUUCUUAAAACUGAAGGUGUUUAUGCUCGACAUCAAACUAAAUUUUAUCUGGGCAAGAGAUGUACUUAUGUAUACAAAGCAAAGAACAACACAGUGACUCCUGGUGGCAAACCAAACAAAACCAGAGUAAUCUGGGGAAAGGUAACUUGUGCUCAUGGAAAUAGUGGCAUGGUUCGUGCUAAAUUCCGAAGCAACUUUCCCGCUAUGGCCUUUGGACACAGAAUCCGUGUACUGCUGUAA
Molecule: messenger RNA, 332 nt
Organism: Molossus molossus (Pallas's mastiff bat)
Lineage: Eukaryota; Metazoa; Chordata; Mammalia; Chiroptera; Molossidae
Product: 60S ribosomal protein L35a-like
Exons: 1
Coding region: 15-332 (105 amino acids)
Biological process (GO): cytoplasmic translation; ribosomal large subunit biogenesis
Cellular component (GO): ribosome; cytosolic large ribosomal subunit
Molecular function (GO): structural constituent of ribosome
Source: RefSeq, a predicted model, not a curated record